UCUCUCCAAGACCUCAAUUUUUGCACAGCCCGGUCCUUGAAAUAAGAUCCCUUCAAGAGACCUGGAAAACAUUUCCUCAGCAAAACCCUCCUGUUUUUCCAAAGACUCUGUCUCAGGAAUUUAAAGCACACUUUUAACACGCACACACACACACACACACACACACACACACACACACCACUUAAGGGGGGGAGAAUUCCUUUCCCUCCCUCUGUCCCCUCCUUACAGAAAGAAUGGAAGAAAGUUCUAGCCCUCCUGUUUCUCCUGGGGACAGCUUGGGGACCAGUGAAGAGGAGCUGGAGAGGCAGCCAAAGAGAUUUGGAAGGAAGAGGAGAUACAGUAAGAAAUCCAGUGAAGAUGGAAGUCCAAACCCAGGCAAACGGGGAAAGAAGUCCAGCCCAAGCGCACAGUCCUACGAGGAACUCCAAAGCCAACGGAUUCUUGCGAAUGUCCGAGAGAGGCAGAGGACUCAGUCCCUCAAUGAAGCUUUUGCAGCCUUGAGGAAAAUAAUUCCAACCCUGCCUUCCGACAAACUCAGUAAAAUCCAGACUCUCAAGCUGGCUGCCAGGUACAUAGACUUCCUCUACCAGGUACUGCAGAGCGAUGAGAUGGACAAUAAGAUGACCAGCUGCAGCUAUGUGGCUCAUGAGAGGCUCAGUUACGCCUUUUCUGUGUGGAGGAUGGAAGGAGCAUGGUCAAUGUCUGCCACACACUAGCCGACAUCAGGGUAAAACCAGCAACAACUGCCGAAGUGACUGUCCAAUUCUGGAGACUGGAGUGGAGCCGAAAUGUAUCCAUGUUUGUAGCUUGUGAAACCUUAAUAACCUCAAGAGAACUGGUCUAAAGGAACCACUUGACUUUCCUCGCUUUGAACUCCUGCAGAGCAUUUAGAGAGAACACAAAUACAGCACCAACGCUAAUGGGUUGGAAAUGUUGCAACAUCUCUUCCCAAGAGACUGAACUAAAACACAAAUAUGCUAUUUAACUUUGUGUUUAUUUGCUGGAGUGUGUGUGUGUCUGUGUGUGUGUGUGUGCGUGCGUGCAGGUGCGGGUUACUUUUUUAAAAAAAAAUCAGGAACACGUUAAUGAGAGAUCUAUGGAUUUGGAUUUCAUUUAUCUUUGCAAUUUUUGUGUGUAUAGUUUAAUUAAAAUCAUGUUGUAUAAAGUAAUGUCAAAAACUGGACCAAGGCUCUAUAGAAAAACAAGCACCCUAAAUUCUGCACAUUUUUUUUGUCACCAAGGAAGCCUGGAAUACAGAUUUUUCUCUUAUGCAUCCAGUACUACCGUUGUUACUCUUUCCCUUCAUUAGCCUUUCUCUUUUGUAAAAUGUAUUGUGCCAGUCUGUUGUUAUUUGUUUUAUUUAUUAACAAAUUUUUAAACAAAAGACCAUAAAGGUCCUGGUGUAUAAUGCUUCU
Rhineura floridana is the source of this 1415-nucleotide messenger RNA. It is a transcript of the gene TWIST2, whose product is annotated as twist family bHLH transcription factor 2. The record is from RefSeq and is a predicted model, not a curated record. NCBI's taxonomy places the organism in Eukaryota, Metazoa, Chordata, Lepidosauria, Squamata, Rhineuridae. The transcript is spliced from 2 exons. Gene Ontology annotation, molecular function: DNA-binding transcription factor activity, RNA polymerase II-specific; protein dimerization activity; RNA polymerase II transcription regulatory region sequence-specific DNA binding. Gene Ontology annotation, biological process: regulation of transcription by RNA polymerase II; developmental process. Bases 234 to 716 code for a protein of 160 amino acids.